This is a messenger RNA of Pistacia vera, 1250 nucleotides long. RefSeq names its product CASP-like protein 5A2. Lineage: Eukaryota; Viridiplantae; Streptophyta; Magnoliopsida; Sapindales; Anacardiaceae. The transcript is spliced from 3 exons. The coding region runs from base 280 to 819 and encodes 179 amino acids. Gene Ontology annotation, cellular component: membrane. The record is from RefSeq and is a predicted model, not a curated record.
AAAAGUAAAAAGAACCAAUGGCAAUCAUAACCAUUAAUACAAACCGUCCAUUCUAUGGAACCCACCGAGCACUUCACUCCUUUUCUUGUAUCAACGGUUCAAAUUUAACGGAGCUGAAUGAAUCAUAUGCUGUAGCCCAGUGAGGCAACUUUCAGUACGGCAUAAUAUUAGCAAAUGUACACAACUUUCCUCUUUCACUUGAUUCCCCUCAACCAUUUCAAAAUUUGCUGUUGGGUUUGAUGAUUGGUUGAUUGACUAAUCGGGGCUUAAUCGAAAGCUAUGAACUUGAGCCGGCCGGCGGUGCACCCAGUGGAGGCCCCCCCUUUGACGGAGGCGGCUAUCCAGAAUGGUCCCAGACUCAGAAUGAAGGACGUCCAAGGCAUGCCUGGGACACGUGGCGGCUUGAUUCUUCGUCUCUGUCAGUUUGUUUUUUCAUUCAUCUCUCUGUGUGUCAUGGCCUCCACCAGUGACUUUCAUGAAGCUACCGCGUUUUGCUACUUAGUUCUUGCUGUUGGCUUCCAAAGUUUGUGGAGUCUGUCCCUGGCAGUUCUUGACAUAUAUGCCAUCUUGGUGAAACGAAGCUUACGAAGCAACAUAAUUAUGCGUUUAUUUACCAUUGGUGAUGGGAUCACAUCCACUCUUACAUUUGCAGCUGCUUGUGCAUCGGCAGGCAUCACAGUCCUCAUCGGCAAUGAUCUUAAUAGAUGUGCUGUGAACCACUGCACAAGGUUUGAGACAGCUACAGCAAUGGCUUUUAUCAGCUGGUUUGCCAUAUCACCGUCCUUUCUCUUGAACUUCUGGUCAUUGGCUUCCCAGUAAAUUUGGGUUUAUGGAAUCUAUAAUCAGCAAACGAGUCUAACUUUGAUGCACAGAGUUUUCCUAUGGAACUCCAACAAUGGAGGUCAAUUAGUUGCUCCUAUAGUGUAAAUAGAUAAAGUUUUGCUAGAGUAUUUCAUAUGCAAGAAACAUAGAAUCCAGAACAACUUCUUUGAAAUGAUUUUUUCGCCUUUUCUUCUGGGGUAUUGUGGUUUAUGGUAUGUUCAUAGUGAAGAUGGCAUAAUUAAUUAAUUAUCCAUUCCACAUUAUCUUCUGCUGUUAUAUUAUUGGUUGUUCCUGUUAUUAGUUGUAGAGAUUAUACUUUCUUCGCCUUUCAAACCCGGUUGUUGCUUUAGAGGAAUGCUACACACGAAAUGUUCAUAUUCAUAUGCAGUUACGUUGGAUAUUCACAAGUAAAACUUUUUUACGUUGAA